AUGGAUGACCUCUACGAUGAGUUCGGUAACUACAUCGGCGAAGCCGAGUCCGAUGAAGAGCAACAGGAGCAGGUCCCCCAGGCCUUCAAGUUCGACGAGGCCUUUGAAGACGAGGAGGAAGAGGAGGAGAUUGUCAAUGACCAGCAGUUGAUGGAGGUCGACGGUACGUUUUGCGCUCCCCAGAAUACACAGAUUAGGAAGGACCGCAUGCUCAUUCGCGCCUCGCGUUCAGAGGGACCUUCAAACGCGGUCAUUCUACACGAAGACAAGCAAUAUUACCCCAGCGCACAACAAGUAUACGGCGAGGAUGUCGAAACUAUGGUCCAGGAGGAAGACGCGCAGCCGCUGUCCGAGCCCAUCAUCGCGCCCGUCCAGCAGAAGAAAUUUGCGAUCGCUGAAACCGAGCUUCCCCCCGUCUAUUUCUCCCGCGAAUUCAUGUCAGAUUUGCUCAAUUUCCCCGACCAAAUACGAAACGUUGCUGUGGUGGGCCAUUUGCACCAUGGAAAGACUGCAUUUAUGGAUAUGCUGGUGCGACAGACACACGAUCUUUCGGCACGGCUAGAGAAGCGUCAGGGCAAGCGCAAGGAGGAACAGCUUCGAUAUACCGACGUUCAUUUCCUGGAGCGUCAGCGCGGUGUCUCCAUCAAAUCGGCACCUAUGAGCUUGGUUCUUCAAGGCACCAAGGGCAAGUCUCACCUUGUCAACAUUAUCGAUACCCCCGGUCAUGUGAACUUUGUGGACGAGGUCGCCGCAUCGGUCCGCUUGGCGGAUGGUGUCGUUCUCGUUGUGGAUGUCGUCGAGGGUGUGCAGGCGAACACAGAGCAGAUUAUCAAGCAUGCGGUCUUGGAGGAUAUUCCAUUGACCCUGGUUGUGAACAAGAUGGACAGACUUAUUUUGGAGCUUAAGCUGCCGCCCAACGACGCUUACUUCAAGCUGAAGCAUGUGAUUGAAGAAGUGAAUACCCUCAUCGAGAAUAUUGUGCCGGGUCAGGGUGAGCGACGACGAUUGAGUCCCGAAAAGGGCAAUGUCGCGUUUGCCUCUAGCUCGAUGAAUUGGUGCUUUACCUUGGAGUCAUUCGCCCGUAUGUACGCCGACACCUACCCGAAACUUGAUUCCUCGGAGUUCGCAGCGCGCCUCUGGGGCGACAUUUUCUACAACCCCAAGAGCCGAAAGUUCACUCGAAAGGGCGUGGAGGAGAACUCGAAGCGCGCAUUUGUGAAGUUCAUCCUGGAGCCUAUUUACAAACUCUACUCUCACACGCUUAGCGAGAGCCCCGAGGACCUCAAGCAAACGCUGGCGAGCGUGGGUGUCACUUUGAAGCCGUCUCAGUUGAAGACUGAUGCAGCCGAGCUCCUUAACCUCGUGUGUGAGCAAUUCUUCGGCCCCCCCACUGGCUUUGUGGAUAUGGUCGUGCAGCACGUUCCUUCUCCCGUUGGCGGUGCCCAGAGAAUGUUGGAACGAUACUAUACUGGCCCCCUGGAUACCAAGAUCGCGACUUCAAUGUCUACUUGUGACCAGGACGGACCCUUGGUUGUGCAUGUCACGAAGCUCUUCAGCACCGUCGAUGCUAGGGGAUUCCAUUCCUUCGGACGAAUCCUGAGUGGUACCGCUCGCCCUGGUCAGCAAGUCCGGGUUCUGGGAGAGGGAUACACUCCGGAGGAUGAGGAAGAUAUGGUCAUUGCAACCAUCUCAGACACAUGGAUUGCAGAGACCUGCUACAACAUCUCCACCGAUGGCGUCCCCGCGGGUAACUGGGUUCUGCUCGGUGGCGUAGACAACUCAAUCGUCAAAACGGCAACACUCGUUCCUCUCAAGCUGGAGGAUGAUGAGGAGCCAUACAUUUUCCGUCCCAUCCGGCACAUGACCGAGUCUGUGUUCAAGGUCGCAGUGGAGCCCGUGAACCCCUCCGAAUUGCCCAAGAUGCUGGAUGGUCUGCGCAAGGUCAACAAGAGCUAUCCUCUGAUCUCCACCAAGGUUGAGGAGUCUGGUGAGCACAUUGUGCUGGGAACUGGCGAGCUCUAUAUGGAUUGCGUGCUUCACGAUCUUCGACGACUGUACUCCGAGAUGGAGAUUAAGGUCUCUGAUCCAGUCACACGGUUCUGCGAAACUGUUGUUGAAACCUCGGCCAUCAUGUGUUACUCUAUCACGCCAAACAAGAAGAACAAGAUCACUAUGAUUGCAGAGCCCUUGGAUGAGGGUAUUGCCGAGGACAUUGAAAGUGGCAAAGUCAACAUCAAGGACCCUAUUCGAAAGGUCGCCCGCUACUUCGAGGACAACUAUGACUGGGACAAGCUUGCGGCACGCAGCAUCUGGGCGUUUGGUCCCGAGGAGAUGGGACCCAACAUUCUCCAGGAUGACACAUUGCCCUCGCAGGUGGACAAGAAGCUGCUUGGAACCGUGCGAGACUCGAUCACCCAGGGCUUUAGCUGGGGCACGAGAGAGGGGCCUUUGUGUGAAGAACCAAUUCGCAACACCAAGUUCAGGCUCACCGACGUGUCUCUUGCUGAUCAAGCCAUCUAUCGCGGAGGUGGUCAGAUCAUUCCUACAGCUCGCCGUGCCGUUUAUUCAUCAUUCUUGAUGGCUUCCCCUCGACUCAUGGAACCCAUCUACUCUUGCACAAUGACGGGCCCCGCAGAUGCCGUCGCAUCGGUAUACACCGUGCUCUCCCGCCGACGAGGCCACGUCCUAUCCGACGGGCCUAUCGCCGGUACCCCUCUCUACUCCGUUCGGGGUUUGAUCCCCGUGAUCGAUUCAUUCGGUUUCGAGACCGAUUUGCGCAUUCACACCCAAGGUCAGGCCACGGUCAGUCUGGUCUUUGAUAAGUGGAGUGUCGUGCCCGGUGACCCACUGGACCGGGAUGUGAAGCUGAAGCCGUUGGAAGUGGCUAAUGCCAUGUCCACUGCACGGGAUUUCGUGCUGAAGACCCGCCGGCGUAAGGGUCUGGCGGAGGAUGUCACCGUCAGCAAGUUCCUAGAACCGGAAUUGUGGAAGGGUCUGCAGGAGAGCGGCGUUUUGGAUUCAUAA
Penicillium cataractarum is the source of this 3024-nucleotide messenger RNA. RefSeq names its product U5 snRNP component Snu114, putative. NCBI's taxonomy places the organism in Eukaryota, Fungi, Ascomycota, Eurotiomycetes, Eurotiales, Aspergillaceae. The transcript is spliced from 3 exons. Gene Ontology annotation, cellular component: cytosol; U2-type catalytic step 2 spliceosome; U4/U6 x U5 tri-snRNP complex. Bases 1 to 3024 code for a protein of 1007 amino acids. Gene Ontology annotation, molecular function: U5 snRNA binding; GTP binding; translation elongation factor activity. Gene Ontology annotation, biological process: mRNA splicing, via spliceosome. The record is from RefSeq and is a predicted model, not a curated record.